Molecule: messenger RNA, 1644 nt
Organism: Colletotrichum higginsianum IMI 349063
Lineage: Eukaryota; Fungi; Ascomycota; Sordariomycetes; Glomerellales; Glomerellaceae
Product: Amino acid permease
Exons: 3
Coding region: 1-1644 (547 amino acids)
Biological process (GO): amino acid transmembrane transport
Cellular component (GO): membrane
Molecular function (GO): L-amino acid transmembrane transporter activity
Source: RefSeq, a predicted model, not a curated record
AUGUCCAAGUUCCUGGGCAAGUUCAACGGCGCCUCGACGUCGGCCACCGCCAACAAAAAUGGCGGCGACCUUCCAGCCGCCGCGACCUACGAUAGCGAAGUCGGUCGCAUCGAGGACGCCCGCGAGGCCAAGCGCACCAUCGGUGUCACCACGGCCAUUUUCCUCAUCGUCAACCGCGUCGUCGGCACCGGCAUCUUCGCCACCCCCGGCACCAUCUUUGCCCUCUCCGGCAGCGUCGGCCUCGCCCUCUUCAUCUGGGUCGCCGGCAUGAUUAUCGCUCUCGCCGGAACCGCCGUCUACCUCGAGUGGGGUACCGCCAUCCCCAAGAACGGUGGCGAGAAGAACUACCUCGAAUACGUCUUCCGCAAGCCCAAGUUCCUCACCACCGGCCUCUACACCGGCUACGUCGUCCUCCUCGGCUGGGCCAGCGGCAACUCGGUCGUCUUUGGCGAGUACAUCCUGCACGCCGCCAACGUCGAGGUCGACCGCUGGAACCAGCGCGCCAUCGGCCUCGCCUGCAUCACCAGCGCCUUCUUGAUCCACGGCCUCGCCCUCAAGUGGGGUCUGCGCCUGCAGAACCUGCUCGGCUCCAUCAAGCUCAUCAUCAUCCUCAUCAUCAUCCUCUGCGGCUUCGUCGCCCUCGGCGGCCACGUCAAGCUGCCCGAGGACCAGAAGCCCAGGAACUUUGAAAACGCCUUCGCCGGCACCACCGGCAGCGCCUACGGCGUCGUCACCGCCCUCUACAACGUCAUCUGGAGCUACAUCGGCUACAGCAACGCCAACUACGCCCUCUCCGAGACCAGGAACCCCGUCCGCACCCUCAAGAUCGCCGCCCCCGUCGGCAUCAUCACCAUCUCCAUCCUGUACAUGCUCGUCAACGUCGCCUACUUCGCCGCCGUCCCCAGGGAGGAGAUCCUCGAGGGUGGCCGCCUCGUCGCAGCUUCGCUCUUCCGCAACGUCAUGGGCAGCAAGGCCGAGCGCGCCCUCUCCGUCUUCGUCGCCCUGUCCGCCUUCGGCAACGUCCUCAGUGUCAUCUUCUCCCAGGGCCGUCUCGUCCAGGAGCUCGGUCGUGAGGGCAUUCUUCCCUGGUCCCGCUUCUUCGCCAGCAACAGACCAUUCAACGCCCCUCUGGCCGGUCUCUUUGAGCACUGGCUGAUCUGUGUCAUCACCAUGCUUGCCCCCCCUCCUGGCGACGCCUACAACUUCAUCCUCAACCUCAUCAGCUACCCCCUCGCCAUCAUCAACGUCUUCGUCUCGGGCGGCCUCGCCUACCUCUACCUCAACCGCAAGGAGUGGAACUGGAACCCCCCCAUCAGCGCCACCUUGCCCGUCACCAUCUUCUUCAUGCUCAGCAACGUCUACCUCGUCAUCGCCCCCUUCGUGCCCCCUGAGGAGGGCCAGAACGUCUACGAGAGCCUCCCCUACUACCUCCACUGCGUCGUCGGCAUCGCCAUCAUCGUCGCCGGCGGUCUCUACUGGGUCGUCUGGGCCAAGAUUCUGCCCAAGCUCGGCAAGUACGAGCUGGUCCGCGAGACCGUCGUCGACGACAUCGACGGCUGGGAGCGCAACGUCUUCUUCCGCCGCCCGUACGGCGAGUCUGUCGGCUCGGAGCACAACGAAAUCUCUCAGGAGGUGUCCAAGUAG